Molecule: messenger RNA, 504 nt
Organism: Rotaria socialis
Lineage: Eukaryota; Metazoa; Rotifera; Eurotatoria; Philodinida; Philodinidae
Source: the annotation of a GenBank genome assembly
AUGAACAAUUGGUUUUAUAUGAAUCGAAUGACAUUCACAAGUCUUCUUCACGAUGAAUUAGGCCCAAAUCUUGCUGGAAAAUUAUUAUCAUUCGAUUUUGAUCAUCCAGUAUCAUUUAUGAUCGGUAAAACAGCGGAUGAAAUUUUAACAAAAAUUCAAGAAACAUUUAGUCGUCAAAUUUGCGGUAAAAUAAUCUGUCAUCGUGAUUGUGUAUUAUGCUCAUUGAGUCUACCAACUUAUGCAAAAUUAAUUUGGUUUGUUCAACGGUUACUUAUAAUGAGUCCAUUACAUCAACCUUUCACUAAACGAAUAUCAUUAUCAAAGGAAAAUUUUUCAUUUAUCGCAGAAAAAGUGGAAACAAAUGAUAUAAAUAUAGAAAAACAUGAUGAGACAACAUCGGCUAAGUCAAAUAAUUCAAAUGAAGACUUCCCCGAAAACACAACAAAAAUAUUAAUCAUGCUCUGUUUUGCCUAUUUUCUUUUUUAUGCUUUGUUCAAGGUCUGA